AUGCCCAAAGCCAAGCAGCCUAUCGAGUCCGAAUCAGAAAGUGAAGGCAGUCAGGAGGAAGAGUACGAGGUGGAGGCGAUCCUGGGGCACAGAAAGACCAGAGGCAACAAACUGGAAUACCAUGUAUCCUGGAAGAACUACGGACCUAACCACAACUCUUGGGAGCCCGAGGCCAACGUGAUCCAUGCGGAAGAAUUGCUCAAAAUAUAUUGGGACACGCAAAAGAAAGCAGAGUCGAAAGAACCGGAGCUGGCCCCCAAGAAACGCGGCCGUCCCUCAAAAGACAGCGUCCGUGCCAGCUCAUCCCGCCUCUCCUCAUCCUUGGUAGCAAGAGAGGACAACGAGCAGCCAGCCCCAAAACGUCCACGGACAUCAGCUGUCAAUGGCCGCAAGCGGACAAUCAAGGAUUCAUCCGAAGAGCCGGAGGAGGAGGAACCUGCGGCCAACGAUCCCGAAUAUGUCGACGAGUACACCGCAUACAUGAAAAUGAAGGACUGGGAGAACGUUGUCGAGUCGGUGGAUACGAUAGACAUGGAUGAUGACGGCAAGAUCAUCGUGUUGGUCACCAUGACGAAGGGGACGAAAUCGGUCAUACCGCGCGACCUAGCGUACGAGCGGUUCCCCUACAAGGUGCUCAAGUUCUACGAAAGUCAUCUCAAGUUUGUAUCUUGCACAGCAUCCCGCCGGUAG
Molecule: messenger RNA, 690 nt
Organism: Cryptococcus wingfieldii CBS 7118
Lineage: Eukaryota; Fungi; Basidiomycota; Tremellomycetes; Tremellales; Cryptococcaceae
Exons: 5
Coding region: 1-690 (229 amino acids)
Biological process (GO): chromatin organization; negative regulation of transcription by RNA polymerase II
Cellular component (GO): nucleus; pericentric heterochromatin
Molecular function (GO): chromatin binding
Source: RefSeq, a predicted model, not a curated record